This is a messenger RNA of Chiloscyllium plagiosum (whitespotted bambooshark), 1249 nucleotides long. It is a transcript of the gene trub2, whose product is annotated as TruB pseudouridine (psi) synthase family member 2. Gene Ontology annotation, biological process: pseudouridine synthesis; RNA processing. The record is from RefSeq and is a predicted model, not a curated record. Gene Ontology annotation, molecular function: RNA binding; pseudouridine synthase activity. Lineage: Eukaryota; Metazoa; Chordata; Chondrichthyes; Orectolobiformes; Hemiscylliidae.
GCCGGGGCUGAGGUGACGGGGGAUGGCCGGCGGUUCCCGCUCCGCCCUGCUCAGGCUGCACGGUGUGUUCGCCGUUUACAAACCGCCCGGAAUUCACUGGAAACGGACUCGAGACACCGUGGAAAGCAAACUACUGAAUGAACUCAACACCUUGGAGCAGCCAGUUAUUCAGCAGCAAAUCCGGUUUGUGCCAAGUUUAAUCAACAAUGAGAAUGGAAAUGAAACCCAACUGACUGUAACCCAAGUCCCAGUACUGGCCAGUCACCCACGAGUGACAGGUCCGAGAUUUGUUGGUCUGAAGGUGGGGGCUGGUCACCGCCUGGACUGGCAAUCCUCUGGUGUGCUGGUGCUGGGUGUUGGAAAUGGAAACAAGCAGCUAAACGGUCUCCACCACUGCCACCUGACCAAGGAAUACAUUGUGAAAGGCAGCUUUGGAACAGCAACUGAGGACUUCUCAAACACAGGCAGAGUGAUUGAGAGAACAACUUAUGAUCACAUCACACAGGACAGGCUGGAGCGUAUCAUCGCCGUGGUCCAGGGCAGCCACCAGCGAGCACUGCUAACGUAUUCAGAUGUUGAUUUGAAAAGCCAGGAGGCCUAUGAGCUUGCGUCCCGGGGGCUGUUACGGCCCAUGAAUAAAUCCCCUCCAAUCAUUACCGCUAUUCGGUGUGUACACUUCUCCCCUCCAAGCUUCACGCUAGAGAUCCAGUGUCUCCAUGAGACCCAGCAGUACCUGCGGAAGCUUGUCCAUGAGAUCGGUUUGGAGCUGAGGUCAUCAGCAGUGUGUACCCACGUUCGCCGCACGCGGGAUGGGAUUUUCACAGUGGACAAUACGUUAAUCAGGACGCAGUGGGACCUGCCGAGUAUACUGGCUGCUGUCCAGGCCAGCCGACUGAAAGUGAAAGGCAAGCUGCGAGAGAACAGCUGGAGGCUCUCGGCCUCCUCUGAGGAAGGCACGUGCACAGGGGUCAAAGCCAGGGGCCUAGAGAAAGGAACUCACUGUCUGGGACCCACAGCAGUGAGGGACUGAACUGGGGAACGUUGACACAGAGCUCCCUCUGAGAUUGCAGCAUGCACAGUGUUCAUUUUGGGAACUGCAGGAACCAUAUUCCAGGACAGUGUUUUGAAACACUUGGUUUUUUUUUCCCAUAAUGUAAUCCUGUGAAUACUAAUGUUGAAGGAAUAAAGAGAGAGGCCCUGACAACAUGCAGGAAACCCUGCAGAUGGCAGUCAGGAGCCAAUACUGGGA